UUCUCUUCAGUGAGACGUGGAAUUAAUUAAUUCUUGGUGAUUGCGAUCAUGAUGAAGCCCUGGAGGGAUGCAGCUACAAUUAUUCUCGCUGCUAGGCAGCAGCAGAAGAUCAAUCAGGUGUUGACCCCAGCUGUUUUUCAAUACGACUAUGAGUUACUUGGACUGAAACGUCAGAAGAAUGCGUCGUUUAUGCCGGGAAAACACGUAUUCCCUGGGGGCACUGUGGAUCCCGCUGAUACCGAUUUGCGAUGGCAGAAUCUCUACUCGAGAUUUGGAUUUGAUCUGACGAGUUUUUCGUCCCUAGUUCCGAGUGCAACGAUGAGACCGAUGAUUUUUAAAUCCAGGAGAAAUGAACUGCCCAGAGAAGUUUCUCUGAGGAUAAGUGCUAUUCGGGAAACCUUUGAGGAGUGUGGGAUACUCCUCUGCAGGCAGUCCAGGAAGAAGGGGAUUUGGUCGGAAUGGGCUGAGACCUUCGGAGUCGACAAAACCGAAAGGAAGACCUGGCAGGAGCGAGUCCAUAAUGAUGCCACAGAGUUUUAUAAAAUGUGCGAGGGUCUUCAUUGCUUCCCAGAUGUCUGGGCUCUUCACGAAUGGAGCAAUUGGCUGACCCCUCCAUACAUCCCAGGGAAAAGAUUCGAUACAAUAUUCUUCCUCGCCUGCAUGAGAUCUACCCCAGAGACUGAAUGCGAACUCUCAGAAAUCGAGGAAUUGAGGUGGGAUGGACCAGGGAAUUUGAUAAAUCCCACAGCGAAAGUCUCUCUCGCCCCUCCACAGCACUACGAGAUUGGUAGAAUAGCGAAAUUCGAGUCAAUAGAUAAUUUGUUGGAUUUUGCCGUAGAAAGGAGUAAAAUAGGGUGUCAGUUGAUCUGUCCAGUCCGAGCGAAAUUGUCAGACGGAAUGGUCUUCCUCCUCCCUGGAGACUCCAUGUACCCGAAGGAGACUAAUUUCUUGGAAAAACAGGACCUCGACUUCACCACUAUGACAAUAGCCGAAUUUCGCAGUACUUCAGAGUCAAAAAAUCGCAUGGAGGUGUACGACGUUGAGGUGAAGCGAGUUGUCUCUGAGAAUAUCGAGCGCGGGGACGGUCACCUUAAUCCUCUCCCCCUGGAAACUGUCCACGUGAAGCCCAGAGUGAGUAAACUAUAACUCAAUAACCAAGGAACAAAGAGUAAAAAAUUGAUUGAAUUGAUUUAUAAGUCUUGGAAGAAUAUUUCUAUAUUUAAGAAAGAUAACCAUUUUUUGUAAGAACAUCGUCACCGUUGGAUGGUUCGCCUGGGAACAAGCCGAUUUGUAUCCCUUUACCUCUUUUUUAUUACAUUGAUCAUUCAUAACUUGUUAAUCGAAAUUCGUUUGUUAUUCAAAAAUAAAUACGAUUUGACGGA
Messenger RNA from Fopius arisanus, 1382 nucleotides. Its product is annotated as nucleoside diphosphate-linked moiety X motif 19, mitochondrial. Lineage: Eukaryota; Metazoa; Arthropoda; Insecta; Hymenoptera; Braconidae. Gene Ontology annotation, molecular function: hydrolase activity, acting on acid anhydrides, in phosphorus-containing anhydrides. The transcript has 5 exons. Bases 49 to 1146 code for a protein of 365 amino acids. The record is from RefSeq and is a predicted model, not a curated record. Gene Ontology annotation, cellular component: mitochondrion.